Messenger RNA from Oppiella nova, 363 nucleotides. The record is from the annotation of a GenBank genome assembly. Lineage: Eukaryota; Metazoa; Arthropoda; Arachnida; Sarcoptiformes; Oppiidae.
CGAUAUCCUAUAAGUAAAGGAGGCUUACUGAUGUCGCUAUUGUUUUCUUCUACUGAUAUGGAAAAUGGUGAGCUCCCGCUGGAUCUGUGGCAAAGGGAUGCUUAUCGUUUGUUCUCCGUCAAGAUGAGUGACCAAAAGGAAGCAAAAGACGUGCUCACGUACGAGCAAUCAUUCUGGAACCUGUUAAGUGAGAUGCGAACUCUCGAUACCCAAUCAUGGCCAGCAGAUAUCCCGGAAGACCCCGAGAAUCCAUUAUGGGAGUACUGUUAUAACGAUGAACGCCACAGCGGGCUGCAGCCAUCGGGCCGAGAAUUCGAGCGAGGCUUGCUGCCUAUGACACGAUUCCCGCACAUCCUGAAUUGA